AUGCUGCCCUCUUCUGCCAACCCCAAACACGGCCAGUCCCCGGACGGCCCAGCCCAAACUGCGGAGGAGCUGCCCGGCGGCGCCCUGCAGGCCACUGUUCCCCCUCAGGACGCCGCCCAAGCUCCCGUGCCCGUCCCCGCUGCCGCCCCCGCGCCCACGCCCGCCGCACCCGUGCUCUCCGCGCCGCCCGCGGCCCCACCUGCGCCGGCGCCGACGGACGCGCCGCGGCCCUCCACGCUGCCGCCGCCGCCCGCGCGGCGCCUGAUCAACCUGGCGGCGCUCUCGGACGGCGCCGCCGUGGUCGCGGCAAACCCUGAGGCCAAGCGCCCCGAGCGCUGCAUCGACGGCGACCCGGACUCAUUCAUGAAGAACGACUGUGCGGCCGCGAAGUGGCUGGUUAUCGAGCUGUCGCAGCUGGGCACUGUGGAGCGCCUCAAGGUGGCCAUGAAGGAGCUGUACAGCGGCCGCCUGCAGUCCUUCCGCGUCUUCGGCCGCCAGACCCACCCCCGCCGCGACGGGCCGGACAUCGCCGCGGGCGCGGCCAGCCGCGACGGCUGGCGGCCGCUCGGCGAGUUCACGGCGGAGAACCGCCGCGGGUCGCACUCGUUCGCGCUGCCGGCGCGGGGGGAGCGGGUGCGGUACAUCCUUCUGUCCCUUGACACGCACUACGGGUCGGAAGCCAUGUGUGCGCUUAACUCAGUUGAGGUUUUCGGGGUCAGCGCGGCGCAGGAGCUGGAGGAGGCACUGCUGCUGCAGGAGGAGGGCGCUGACGAGGACGCAGGCACGGGCGAGGGCGCGGGGAGGGAGCCGCACGCGCGGCGCGGGGAGGAGGAGCGGCGAGACGAGGAGGAGGAGCAGCAGCAGCAGCAGCAGCAGCAGCAGCAGCAGCAGCAGAAGGAGCAGCAGCUUGAACAGGGCGGCGGCGGCAGCGGCUCAGGCGAGGGCGAGGGCGACGGCCUGCAAGAGGAGGCUGAGGAGGUGAGGGGCCCUGCACAGGCAAAGGCGGAGGCAGGCGGGGCCAACAGGACCGUGGCGGGCGGUGGCGGGGAUGGUAAGGAGGGCGGUAGGCAGCAGCAGGACUCAGACGCGCAGCAGCAAGAGCAGCACACUCUUGGCGUCACAAACGCUGCCGACGGGGCGGCGCAGCAGCCGUUGGAGCAGCAGCGACAAGGCGAGCAGCAGCAGGAGCAGCAGGAGCAGCAGCAGCAGCAGCAGGAUGCGCGCAGGGCUGGCGAACAGCAAGACAGUGGCCCCGGCCAGCAACUUGCAGAGGCAGGUGCAGGCGAGGGGCGCCAGUGGGACGGCGGCGCGGGCUCUGCGGGCGGCUACGGCAGCCGGGACACGCAGCAGGCGCCGGCAGCACUCGUGCAGCCGCCCGCCCACAACAAGCAGCAGCAACAACAGCAGCAGCAGCAGCAGCAGCAGCAGCAGGCGGAAGAGGUCAAGCCAAACGCGCCAGUGCUGCAAGAGCAAGAGCCGGGCAGCGACCAAGGGAAGGACCCGGCGACGGCGGCUAGGGGUGCGCCGCAGCCCAACGGCGCCCGCGAGCCCAAGGGUCCGGCGGCGGCCACGGCAGGCGGGGGCGAGGCGAGGCCAGACCAGGUAGCCACCCAGCAAGACGCCCCGGCGGCCCCACCCGCGCCUGCCAACGCGAGCGGCGGCGCCGCGGGCGCCGUCCCGCUGUCGGACGCCGCUGUGGUCGCCGCGCACCAAAAGGCGCUCGCCGGCGCCGCCGCCGACGGCGCCGCGGCCGCGGCCGUCCUCUCCGCGACGGCCAGCAGCAAGCCCAAGCUGUCGGGCAACCUGCGGAGCAGCUGA
This is a messenger RNA of Monoraphidium neglectum, 1818 nucleotides long. RefSeq lists its product as hypothetical. The record is from RefSeq and is a predicted model, not a curated record. Gene Ontology annotation, biological process: protein folding in endoplasmic reticulum. Bases 1 to 1818 code for a protein of 605 amino acids. Lineage: Eukaryota; Viridiplantae; Chlorophyta; Chlorophyceae; Sphaeropleales; Selenastraceae. Gene Ontology annotation, cellular component: membrane; cytoplasm. The transcript is spliced from 4 exons.